This is a messenger RNA of Cercospora beticola, 926 nucleotides long. Its product is annotated as PRKRIP1 family protein. Lineage: Eukaryota; Fungi; Ascomycota; Dothideomycetes; Mycosphaerellales; Mycosphaerellaceae. The record is from RefSeq and is a predicted model, not a curated record. Gene Ontology annotation, molecular function: protein kinase inhibitor activity; protein kinase binding; double-stranded RNA binding. Gene Ontology annotation, cellular component: nucleolus. Gene Ontology annotation, biological process: negative regulation of protein kinase activity.
UCACAAUCAACAUCGCAUACUUCGUCGGCUACUGUAGGCGAUAGCGCUGAGCUACGCGACUGCAUAGCAGUGCUUCUUACCCGCGCGCGACACUCCAACGUGUUGAUAGAAUCUCGAGAAGACAGUCGCCAACCAUGUCCGAAAACAUACCAGAGUCUAUCCCCACCUCCAUUUCUUCACGAUCCAACCGGCCCACCAAGAAACGCGCUGUUGGUCCCGCAUCCGUACAAUCUCAACAAGUGGAAGCGCUCUUCGCAAACCCCGAUCGCGAAAUCAACAUCCCGAACAGCAGCUCCUCAAAACCCAAAACCCUCGCUGCCCCACCAGAAAUCGUCGCAAACGUCCAAGGUUCCUCUGCGGGAGCCGGAUCAGGCGAGUUUCACGUCUACAAAGCGAGUCGGAGGAGGGAAUAUGAGCGGCAGAGACUGAUGGACGAGGAGACAAAAGAGGAAGAGGCAGAGAGGGUGUUCAGAGAGCGAAAAGAACAGAGGGAGAAAGAGGAUAGAGAAAGGUUGGAGAAGAAUCGGGCGAAGAGAGAGAAGGCUAAAGCACGAAAAGGGAAGAAAGGUGGGAAAGCAGGUGGGGAUGAUGGGGACGCGGGAGAGAAGAAGCGAUUAGGUCCUGCGAAGAUUGGGGCGAGAGAUCGCAGUGGGACUGAAGAGAAUGGGACGGAGGACGGUGAUGGGCAGAAGCCUGGAGAGAAUGGCCAGGAAGAGACCGGGAUUGUUGUUCAUGACGACGAUUGAGGGGACAUGGCUCAAACCGUUGGAAGGACGGCUAUCUGGUUGUCAAGAAAUGCUACAACGAAGCCUCAGUCGACACGGGGUAACGCAAAGCCGUGAUGAAGACAUGAUUUACGCGAUCGGAGAGGACAGUCUAUUCCCUAGGAGUCCGAAUAGAACGCACUAAUAGGCACUUCCCUCAGA